Cavenderia fasciculata is the source of this 1089-nucleotide messenger RNA. RefSeq lists its product as uncharacterized. Bases 1 to 1089 code for a protein of 362 amino acids. The transcript is spliced from 2 exons. The record is from RefSeq and is a predicted model, not a curated record. Lineage: Eukaryota; Evosea; Eumycetozoa; Acytosteliales; Cavenderiaceae.
AUGGAUAAUAAUAAUAUUAGUAACGAUUCUUUUGAACUUGUAACAGUUGACAAACAACUAGCAAUAGGUCAAUUACAAAUGAAUGAUGAUGACCAUGCUACAACUUCAACUUCUUCAACCACCACCACUACUACUACUAUCUCCACUCUCAACUCUAACCAAGUGAUGCUGGCUUUGUCAAAGGCUCAUUACGCUGGUUCAAGUACCAAAGCUGCAAUGACUCCAAUCUAUAUUCAAUUUGCUGAAAAGUUGUUGUCAUUUAUUGCUUGUAGUCGACAAUGUUGUGAGAACUACCAGUGUGUCGAGAUCACUGGUAAUGGUAAGAUUGACCUAAACAAUGCUAUCAAUGUCCUUUCAUGUCAAUUAUUUCAAGAGAAAAAUGACACGAUACCACCAUCCUAUACAUUGAUGGCAUCGUUACUUGUAGUUUUAUCAUACUUGAUGGGACUUUCUGGAUUUGGUAGAGGCUGUAUUCCAAACAUUGUAAAGAAAACACUUGUCGAGAAGAAUGCAGUCAUUCCACGUAUUGGAUCUGAACUCUAUACCAAGAUCAAUUACUGUUGGAAUAGAUAUUAUGCUCUAGUCGAUCAACACCACAAAAUAGUAUGGGAUCAAUCCAAAAUGACACAGUACCUCCUCAACAAUGGGAUUAGACAAUUCAGUACCUCCAAAUUCCCAACCAAUCCAGAAAAUUUACGUAAUAUUUAUAUUCCAUGUAAAAUGGUGGUUUCUGUGAUCAACAAGACUAUUCUUGGCAUGGAUGGACAAAAGGCAAAUACUCCACCAGUGGUAGAUAUAGAGGCUGCUGAAUCUGUAAUUCAAGAGAUGGGUCGUAUGAUAUUACCUCUUUGGAAAUCAACUGAAAAAGCAACUGAUUUUAAAAAAGCUAUCAUCAUUAGUGUCAUUAAAAUUACUUUGUUGGCAUUCGAGACUGGUAUCACCAACUAUAUCUACAACCCAUUGAUAAACUACCUUAAAUCAGAUAUUCUACUCCAUCUCGAACACAAUUGUUUCGAUUUUAAAGAUGAAAUCGAUUCCACAUCAAAGAUUUUUGUCCAAAUUUUAUAUAACCUUGUAGAAUAUUUAUAA